UGAACGGCUCCGAGUGCACCCGAAUGCGCUCUGUGAUGAACCUGAACGAACCCAAAGGGGCUACGUUCAGUUCGCCUGCGUCACGGAACCGGAAAAGUCCUCCAAUUCAUCAGGCGGUAAUUCUAGUCUGGGGCCGAAACCCCUUCAUUUUCAGUGUUUUUUUUUUUAAUUUUUGGGAAUUUCAAGUGGGGUUUUAGGGUAGAAAUUUUGGAAUUGUGAUUGUAGUAGUUUCGAGGUUCAAGUGUUUGAAAAAAUGUAUUGAUACUGGUGAUAAUGUGAGGUGAUUUGAUAAAUUUGCGAGUGCAAGGAAGUGUUGAGGAAAAGUGGCACGUGAUCAUGGAAUGACAAUCACGACUAACCUCUCAUUGAUGUGACCAUGCUUAAUCGGAUACUCUUUACAAGAUAUGAUUAGGAAAGGAAGAAUCAGCCUAUCCUCACCUGGCCGUCAUCAUACGAAAAAGAAGAGUCGUUCAGCUCUACAGAGCACUAUGUCGCAUUCACGGAAUUCUUGUCAAGACCAAUUUAGUAGUUCGCAGGAUGAAUUUUUGGAUACCGAUCCUCUUAGGUACGAACUUCGCAACAUUCGAAGCGUGAUUCACGUGAUAUGUCGAAACAUUGAUGCGCUCAAUAACAAAUUCGCCGGACUUCAAGAUCCUCCUUCAAUUUAUUUGACCGAAUAUCAAGAACUAACGAGCAGGUUACACGAAUUAGAAUAUAAGCAGGAGAAACUCAACGAACUGCUUAAUUCCUCAUCAGUCGAAAGCGCAACAUCAGCCAAAAAAGUAUUUCACCCAUCGAAUAAGAUUCAUUUCCCGAAAUCACCAGUGGAAUCCCUCGUCAGAGCCCAUUUACCCAACCAGCAACGCACAAGUGUGCAGGUCCGGGAAGGUCUUUCUCUAAGAGAUGCUUUGGCCAAAGCCAUGAAGCUCCGGAACCUCACCACAGAAAUGUGUAUGGUGUAUAUAGUAGGACAGGACGACUCGAAACAUCCUAUUUCUUGGGAUACACACAUUUCGUCCCUCGAAUGUGACGAAAUUUCGGUGGAGAUACUUGACAAGUUUCCUAUCGCGACUUCGAUAUCUCAUAAUUUCGUUCGGAAGACCUUCUUUUCCCUUGCAUUCUGUGAGUGUUGUCGAAAACUGCUUUUCCAAGGAUUCUACUGCAGAACUUGCAACUACAGAUUCCAUCAGAGGUGUGCAGGUGGUGUGCCAGCACUUUGCCAUCAAACACGAAGGCAAGACGCCUACUAUCAGACGCUUCUUGCUCACCAUCCAGAAACUACUGCAGGAAUUGUGCAACUACCUUCAGGCUACAGCCUGUCAUCCUUCUUUGCAGCUUCCCUGAGGGCUAGGCAGCCUAGAUCUCUAGGAAAACAAGAUCGUUCGAGCUCCACUCCUAAUGUUAGCUACAACAUGGUCAAAUCCAGAGGUGACUCGAUCAACCUAAAUGAGCACGCUAGAUCUCAACGUCAUGGAGAACCCGUAGCUACUACUCAGAGUCCUAUGUCUCCUGGAAGUAGUCCCUCUAAGUUGAGUCAUUCCAUUCAGACCAGUUCUACCGGCACCCUGAGGCCAAAACACCUUAGGGCGAGUUUCGCGGAAGAAUCAACGAAAAACCUUCUCGCAACACGGGAGUCCAUCGAAUAUUGGGAAAUUCCAGCGGAUGAAAUCCUAGUUGGACCCAGAAUUGGUUCUGGAUCCUUCGGGACUGUAUACAAAGCUCAUUGGCAUGGACCAGUCGCUGUCAAGACUUUGAAUGUGAAGAUACCCACAUCGGCACAGCUACAAGCAUUCAAGAAUGAAGUAGCAGUGUUGAGAAAGACUCGCCACGUCAACAUACUGCUCUUCAUGGGGUGUGUCAGUAGACCCCAGCUAGCUAUCGUCACUCAGUGGUGCGAGGGUUCUUCUUUGUACAAGCAUCUGCACGUUUUCGAGUCAAGAUUUCUGCUAUUAACCCUGAUCGAGAUUGGCAGACAGACCGCACAGGGAAUGGACUACUUGCACGCCAAAAAUAUAAUACAUAGGGAUUUGAAGAGCAAUAACAUUUUUUUGCAUGACGACCUUACCGUGAAGAUUGGAGACUUCGGCCUCGCAACGGCCAAGACAAGAUGGUCAGGGUCCUUGCAGUUCCAUCAACCAACUGGAUCGAUCCUUUGGAUGGCUCCCGAGGUCAUCAGAAUGCAGGAGGAAAAUCCGUACAGUUUUCAGUCAGACGUCUACGGCUUUGGUGUAGUUUUGUUUGAACUUUUGGCGGGUCAACUGCCGUAUUCGCAUGUUAAUAAUAAGGAUCAGAUCCUCUUCAUGGUCGGAAGAGGAUAUCUGCGACCGGAUGUGAAUAAGCUGAGGUCAGAUACGCCGAAGGCUCUCCGCAGAUUAACGGAAGAUUGCAUAAAGUUCUCCAGAGAUGAGCGACCGCUAUUCAGGCAGAUCUUGGCCAGCCUGGAAGCUCUGCUUCGGGGUCUUCCGAAGAUUAACAGAUCUACGUCGGAGCCAAGUCUGAAUAGAACUCAGUUGCAAUCGGACGAUUUUCUUUAUACUUCUGCUUCGCCGAAGUCAGCUGCGAUUUUCCAGUUCGGAGCGUUUCCUUAUUAUCCAAGUGGAGGGCACAUUUAAGGUGCUUCAAACGAGACGGGGUUUCGAAUAAUACCAACUACGUCUACAAUGAUGAAUUGUUUUAUGUAAUAUUUUUACCAGAAAAUCUAAAGGCAUAUGGAAGUGCAUGGACGUUGUCGUUUUUAUGGUAAAUUUUCUUGUUUGUCUUUUUUUAAAUUGUAAAUUAAGUGUGUUUUUGCACCUGAAAGCGGAAAACGAUUGUAAGGAUUUGAGCUAUUGUCUAGUGAGAUGAGGUCUACAGGUCUUUGUCUACAGUAUUUGAGAUGCAAAUUUAAAACUUUAAAAUUUAUUUAUUUAAAAAAAAUCUUUUCUUCUAUAAAAGAUAGCUUUUAACAGAACAUUUCAGUUUCCAACAAAAUAUUUAAAUUUUUAACAUAAUAUAGACCACAAGUCGAAUUAUUGAACAAAUAAAAAUUUUUCACUCAAGAAAAAAAUGAAAGUUCAUAUAACUUGUUGAAACUUUCAGUCAAAAGACGAAUUUCCUCUACAAAAAUUUAACUUUCAAACAAAAAAUAUAACUUUUUAG
Messenger RNA from Belonocnema kinseyi, 3138 nucleotides. RefSeq names its product raf homolog serine/threonine-protein kinase Raf-like. The transcript is spliced from 3 exons. The record is from RefSeq and is a predicted model, not a curated record. Lineage: Eukaryota; Metazoa; Arthropoda; Insecta; Hymenoptera; Cynipidae. Gene Ontology annotation, biological process: protein phosphorylation; signal transduction. Bases 405 to 2612 code for a protein of 735 amino acids. Gene Ontology annotation, molecular function: protein kinase activity; ATP binding.